Molecule: messenger RNA, 411 nt
Organism: Rangifer tarandus platyrhynchus (Svalbard reindeer)
Lineage: Eukaryota; Metazoa; Chordata; Mammalia; Artiodactyla; Cervidae
Source: the annotation of a GenBank genome assembly
AUGCGGAUGGAGAAUCGCUCAGGAACACUGAAGCUGAACCUGGCCUUCGCCCGCCCCCUGCUGGCCGGCCUGGAAUCACCUCGGAUGGGAGGCGGCGGUGGCGGCGGCCCGGUCUCAGAGACGGGAAAGCCCUACCGGGGAAACCUCGGGCGUGACGUCAUCCCUGGUGACGUCACUGGGCCCCCGCGGAGUGCGGGGGUUCCGCAGAGGAGGCUUCCCCGGGUUUGCGCAGGGCACCCGCGUGGGCAAGGAAGUCGUCGGGGGCUGCAGCGCGCCUUCACCGCGCCCUGUCUGUCCUACAGGUUCCACGCGGUCCGGGGUGAGGCCCGCCAGCGCGCCUGCCGGCGCCAUGGGAAGGAACGGGCGCCGCUGCUGCUGCUGCUGCUCCCCACCGGCGCGCGCACGACUUGA